Aricia agestis (brown argus) is the source of this 937-nucleotide messenger RNA. RefSeq lists its product as uncharacterized. The coding region runs from base 183 to 581 and encodes 132 amino acids. The transcript has 3 exons. NCBI's taxonomy places the organism in Eukaryota, Metazoa, Arthropoda, Insecta, Lepidoptera, Lycaenidae. Gene Ontology annotation, molecular function: cyclin-dependent protein serine/threonine kinase inhibitor activity. Gene Ontology annotation, biological process: regulation of cell cycle. Gene Ontology annotation, cellular component: nucleus. The record is from RefSeq and is a predicted model, not a curated record.
UGUCAGUCCGGUUGUGGCGCGCACUCUGCGCGGGCUUGCGCUGUCACUUUUCCCGCCCUUCCGAAUUCGAAAUUUAAUUUGUGUUGUUCGAAGGAGUUUCUCGCUGUUUAUGAUACUUGGGAAGCAGAAGUGUGGAGUAGAAAUUAGGAAGUUGCUGAAUGAUCUCUGAUACAUAGAGAACGAUGGCGAGAAUACUGAAAAACAGUUCCGUUAGAAGGCGAUUGUUCGCUGAGGCCGAUGACGUCACAGACCAAGCCAAGAACGACAACCUCUCCAACCUGCUGCAAGAGUCCAUAGCAGCUGACGUCGAAGAGAAAAAGAAAAAGUGGAACUUUGACUUCGAAAACGAGGAACCUCUAGAAGGCGUGUACGAGUGGUACAAAACUGACACAAAAUACGACUGGAUCGGUGUCAAAACAGUGGUCAAAGAAGAUUCUUGCUACAUCAAGAAGAGAGAGAAUGAGUACACACCGACAGCGAAAGAACAGACGCAGCAGAUAGCUAGAGUUUUAAAGAAGAGAAAAUUGAAUUCCGAAGUAGAGUCAGCUAAGAGUAUAAGGAGGAAAAUUACUUUCGAUUAAUUUUAAUAUCAGACCAACUAUAUUUUUUGGAUAUUGAGAAAUAUGAUAAACCUAAAAAAAUUAAAAAAUCCAAUCCAUAAAAUAAAAAUCACUUUAUAAAUAAUAAUCAAAUUAUAGUAUUAAAGUACUCUACAUGGAAAAUUAAGAAGGUAUUGUUUACAAAAAAGGAGAAAAAAGUCAUGAACACAAGCUAUUAAGCGUAAUAUUUUCAGAUUUUUUUCUGAAAAUGUAGUCUUCAACGUGCCACGUUUACUAAAUUACUUUAAUUUAUUAUUCAAUCUAGAUUUACAUUAAUUUUAUAAUCAUAUUUUAGUUUUAGAUUUAACUGUUUAGGUAAUAAUUUGAUAUUCGUCUAU